GUGGUCGAGCUUCUGGGUGGAAGAAUGCAAAGUUGAAGAUGGUUGUGCAGCCUGGCUUCAUUUAAGCAGAUUACAAAACACUGCGUGACUUCAAGGAAACGAUGAAAAAACCUAACCACAAAAUAGAGAAGGGGCUUACACGGUUUAAAUGUCAUUGAGGGAACUAUGAUAUUAAAUAUGAUAGAUCUCAUUUAUUAAAAUGGGUGAGCACCACAUAUACUGGUUCACAAUAAUAGGCUUUUAGGGUGAGUAAACUAAAGGAGACAGGGAGGUAAACGGAGAGGGAGGAGGGGGAGAGAGAGCGAGAUGUAGAGAGAGAGAGAGAGAGAGCGAGAGAGAGAGAGAGAGAGAUGUAGAGAGAGCGAGACGGAGAGAGAGAGAAAGACUGGACUAAGUGGACAGACCUCACGUUGAGCUCAGAUGAACCUCCAUCCUUUCCCACGUUGGAUCAUUUCAGCUCCGUUAAACCACAGAGCCUCCGGAGCGGCGCGCGAGGACACACGGUAAGACCCAUCCUCCGCCACUUUCCUCUCAUCUGCACGGUUCACCCGUUUAUUGAAGUCAAGCCUCUUUACACACACACACACACACACACACACAGAGACACAGACUCGACAAGUUCCUACUAGUCCUCCUUCCACUUUACCGCUCAGCUUUUCUAUCCAACUGUGUCGCUGUCAGGUUGGCGCGGUUAGCGGCCGGUAGCUGCUGUGACCAUGUGCGAGCUGUUGAUGUGUCAGAGCGGCGGCUGAGCACGCGCUUCUCACGGGGCUGUAGGUGAACCUGUGCAGCAUGUGCGCAUCGUGGGAGAACGUGACAGAAGAGGGUGAAAGGAAGACAUCAUCAUGACAACCUGCCUCCGGUCAGCCAUUCGUCAGUUCCUCUCUGAAACAGACUGAUCAGUGAACCUCAGCUAUGGCAGCACACAUUGUGCUUCUUCUGCUUUUAUUCUGUAAAGGGGAAAGAAACUGCAUCUCAGUGGCCGUCGGUCUUUCAGAGAAAGAGCAGGAUUUGAAAGUGACAUUAAGCAAAAGACAACAAGUUUCAGCACAACCAGAGUCCACGGAGAAGUUCUUUAUGAGAAUCAGAGACGAGGAAAACCAGCGUCAGAGUAAAACGGAUGAUAUAAGACUGCUGCUAAACGUGGAUUUUCAGCUGAAUGACAGAGAACCUGAAGAUUUUGACUUUAAGAACAACGCAGCGAGGAAAACAGUCACACUUACACAUCCCGAAUCUGCUGCCACAUCCCUCAUACCUAAACAUAGCCCUGAACUCACCGUGAACCACAAGAAAAGGAGCAAUUUGACUAAUGGAGAGUUUGAAGGUGUAAUUAAUGAUCAGAGUCUAGUGCCGAGUUCAGAGGAGAAGGACUCUCUCCAGCCCGAGCGCCAUUUAGAGACAGGUGUCGGUGACGUUCCGCCUGAGAGGACGCGGGGCCGCUCUAACUGGGUCAGAGAGUCUGAGGGCGGCGGGUCGGGGCCUCGCUCUCGCCGCCGGAGGAGCUGGCUCUGGAACCAGUUCUUUGUGAUCGAGGAGUAUCGAGGGCCCGAGCCUGUGCUCAUUGGACGGCUGCACACAGACAUGGACAAAGGAGACGGCCUCACCAAGUACAUGUUGGAGGGAGAGGGUGUGGGCUCUGUGUUUGUUAUCGAUAGCAACACAGGAAACAUACAUGUCACCAAGUCUCUGGACCGCGAGGAGAAGGACCAGUACCGCCUCAUCGCGACAGCCACAGACCGUCAGACUGGCCGAGCCCUGGAGCCGUCGUCCGAGUUCAUCAUCAGAGUGCAGGACAUCAAUGACAACCCGCCCGUCUUCCCCGACGAAGCCUACGUCGCCAUGGUGCCAGAGAUGGCCAACAUCGGCACUUCCAUAAUCCAAGUCACGGCCAGAGAUGCCGACGACCCCACAUAUGGAAACAGUGCCCGGCUGGUGUAUGCCAUCACUCACGGUCAGGACUAUUUCUCUGUGGAUCCUCAGACAGGCGUCCUGCGGACAGCUGUACCUGAUAUGGACAGAGAGACUCAGGAUGAAUAUCUGGUCGUCCUCCAGGCCAAAGACAUGGGGGGGCAUCUGGGCGGAUUAUCAGGGACCACAACCGUCACUGUGAAGCUGAGCGAUGUCAAUGACAACCCUCCUCACUUCAGACGGAGUGCGUGGUCAUUUUCUGUGUCUGAGCUGGCAGCACCAGGUGUGGAGGUGGGCCGUCUCACUGCCACUGAUCCUGAUCUGGGAGAAAAUGCACAGCUGGAGUUUACCAUUCUGGACGCAGAGGAGGCUGAAAUAUUCAAUAUAACUGGAAGAGACCAAGAGGCUGUCAUUGUGCUGAACAAGCUGCUGGAUUAUGAGACCCGCAAUUCAUACACUUUCACCGUGGAGGUUGCGAACCCCAUAGUGGACGCCCGCUACCUAAGGAAAGGUCCCUUUAAGGACCAGGCAACAGUCCGGAUCAUGGUCCUCAAUGCUGAUGAGCCGCCACGAUUCUCCCAAGCUCGGUACCACCUGGACGUGUCUGAGAACUGCCCCCCUGUCUGCUCUGUCGGCCGGGUAUACGCCGUGGACCCAGACACAGGACAGAGCACCAACAUCAGGUACUCCGUCGAUCCCCAGUCAGACCCCGAGGCUCUGUUCCGCAUCACCUCUGACACAGGCUUUAUCAGCACAGUGAUGGAGUUGGACCGAGAGCAGGAGCAGUGGCAUAAUAUUACUGUCAUCGCCACACAGAGGGACAAUCCCAAUCUUGUGUCAAGGGUUGUGGUUGCCAUAGAGACACUAGACCAGAAUGACAAUGCGCCGGAGUUGGACAGGCAGUACACAACGUCUGUAUGUGACUCCAGUGCCCCCGGUCAGGUAGUUCAGGUUCUGCGAGCCAUCGACCGGGACCAGGGAGGGCAGGACACCCCGGUCCACUUCAGCAUCCCUCCGGAGUCCAGCUCUGCACUCAACCUCACUAUCAGGGAAACCGGAGGUGUGACAGCCAGCCUGGUGCUCCAGUCUGCCUUGGAGCCCCUCCCUGGCUUCUCCUCAUCCUUGUUCACCCUCUACGUGCCAGUUGUGCUACGUGACGGGGCCUCGGGUCUGACCAACACUGGCACGGUCACCGUGACCAUUUGUCCCUGUCUGCGAGGAGGCAUGCAGACGGAGGAUAGAGGGAAGCAGAGGGACAGGAGGUGGGAAAGACACAUGGUUUGUCUGCCCAUGCCGUCCACCUCUCCGUCUCUCAUAUUCAGUUUGGUCACCUUACUGGCCAUGCUGGCGUGUGUCACCACGCUGCUGGUGGUGUGUGCACUCUCGCUGUCAUUGCGCCAUCAGAAGCGAGACUCCCACUCACCCUUCGAGGAGGAUGAUGUCAGGGAGAACAUCAUAUCCUAUGAUGAUGAGGGGGGAGGGGAAGCAGACACCGCCGCUUUUGACAUUACAGCGCUGCAGAGCAUGCACAGAAUACAGCACAUGCACAACAGGAACAUAUGGUACACCCAGCAGAAUCCGCCAAGGGCCAGGACGUACAGCUGGAGCCGUAACCUGCGCCCCGGCCUCGACCCCCAGCAGCGGCCAGGCUCCGCUCCGCUCUACGGACGCCUCUGCUACGGCAUCCACACACUGCCUGUUCUCAGAGAUUAUCCAGCCGGGCCACUGGAGGCGGGUCUGCAGCUCACGCAGCUGACCCAUGGACUAACUGGAGGUCAUAUUGGCAACUCCCUCGUCAUCCAGAACCAGAGCACCUUUGAGCCUCUGCUGCACUCUCCUGAGAUCAGCCCUUAUAGUUACGAAGCUGAGCCCAUGCUGGCGAAGAGUGAAACUACCAACAGAAAUGAAGGCAGCGAUGUAAACCCAGCAGACACCAAAGAGAAUCAGGAUCAGGCCAAGACAAACCCAACAGAAGCAGAGCCAGCACCGAGCAGCAACACUGAGAGUCUGACCUUCUGUGACCCAAAUGAGUCUUCAUGCCAAAGUCACACCAGCUCCUCAUCAAACCAGCAAGAGGGGCGACCGGGGUCAUCGCAGACUCAGAUCAGCACGGGAGCCACCAGCUGCACAGUAGAUGACAUUGAUACUGAUUCCUCCAUUCCCUCCGUUUCAGAGAGAAAUUAUUCAAAUGGUAGUCAGACCAGUUGUGUAAACCCUCCUGUUUACCUGAAGGGAGACACGUACAGCAUCGUGGGCUCGCUGAACCCAAACAGCAGAGGGACGUGUAUGAACGGGACUAGUGGCAGCGGGUUGUACCCAGCGGGGGUGCAGCUACUGAACAUUUGCAGACUCCAGAAAAAGGAUUUGACCCCACAGCCUCUGCCCUUACCGGGGGGGAUGUUUGGCAGCAAUAGAGGCUGGCCAUUGGGGGCGGAGCCCGCAAGAACAGAAGCGGCCAAAACGCAGCCCCUCCGGAUGGAGGACCUCCUGAAUUUCCGUCUGGAUCAGGUCACCUUUGACCUGUCGCAGCCGCCCUAUGACUCACUGCAGACUUAUGAGUUUGAGGGCCGUGAUUCAAGGGCUGAGUCACUGAGCUCAUUGGAGAGCGAUGGAGAGAAGGACAAUGCCAGAGUGGUGGGAGGGAUGGAGGAGUUAAACCAGAAAUUUCAGAGGCUGGUGGAGAUCAUUCAAGAGAGGGAGAAGGAGAAGGGAGGAGAGGGAGGGGAGACACAAGCAGCUGAGGGAGGUGAGACAGCAGAGGCUGCUCUCUCUGAGACUCAUAAACAAACAGAGGACAAAGACAAAGAACAGAAGAGAUGGGAUUUCUAGUUUGAAAUAGAGGGGGACUCUCUCGACAGUGAUGGAUUUUAAACACAGCGGGGGGGGCAAAUACACGGCCGCUGUCAGGAAUCUUCUUGUCCCACCCCCUCUGCCACGAGGCUGACGGUAUAGUGAAGAUUUGUGUUGGAAUCAGUGCACAGCGUAUAGUUUUCACCUCCACUAUGUUUAGAAAAUGCAUAUGGAAUCUGUCCCUUUUCACACUCUUGUAAGUGAUAUUAAUAAUGCACUCGGGCUUUCAAAGCUAAAGUUAUGAAAAAUUUACUUUUUUUUUUAAAUAUUGAUUCCGAGCCCUGAAAGCUGCAUUGUUAGAAAAUAGGCCUCAUGAAAUAUUGACUGGAAUUGUGAUAUUUAAUAUUGAUAGUUUAAUAGGGGCACACUCACUAGGAAUCCUUGGAAUUUGAAUGCAACAUUUACAUCUGAUUUGGAGAGUUUUAACUACACUGACACGUGUCCACAGAGCCUCUCCAAUCAGUCUAACUGUACACAUUUAUAUUGUGUUGCUCUGUACAGCUCCAGGAAGUAGUCACCAUUACAGUAGCAGUAUCUGCUCACUAUGCAAUUUGCACACAGUUUGAAAUGAUUAGAUUGUCACUGUUAAAGACUUGUGUCCUGUGGUGAAAGUACAGUGAAUAAUGUCCAUAUGUAGAUACUUAUCAACCUUGACUUCAGUGGUUUUUGCUCAAGAGUGGAAAUGUUUUUGGGAUGGGGGUAUUUACUGGAAAUUGAGCAUCAAAUCUGUAGUCAUUAAACUGUUGCAGACAUAAUCUUACAACAUACAAUGUAAGCUUAUGUUCCCCGUCAUCCACAGAUCCAAGAUUAUUUAUAAUUCACCAUUGUGUUUGCUCAUCAGUUAUCUCCAAAGGCUUAUUUAUCUCUCACCUUUUGAAGAGACAAAAUUAGGCAGAGGCCAUUAUGCAGCGCGGUACACACAGGCAUUGUUCCUGUGAUGAGCCCAGAACACAGAGGCAACAGCAAAACAGUCAUUUACUUUAAGAUUGUGUAAUGUUAUUUAGGCAAUCUGCCAUUUAACAGUGACUCAUUUCUAUAGCUAUUUCAAAACUCAUUUAUUUUUCAGAAGGUAUCAGGCUAAGUUAUUAAAAUAAUGACAUUAUUUUUCAAUUAUAUGAUAAAAUGUAUUUGACUUUC
Messenger RNA from Seriola aureovittata, 5895 nucleotides. RefSeq lists its product as uncharacterized. The transcript has 14 exons. The record is from RefSeq and is a predicted model, not a curated record. Gene Ontology annotation, biological process: calcium-dependent cell-cell adhesion; cell-cell junction assembly; multicellular organism development. NCBI's taxonomy places the organism in Eukaryota, Metazoa, Chordata, Actinopteri, Carangiformes, Carangidae. Gene Ontology annotation, cellular component: catenin complex; adherens junction; plasma membrane. The coding region runs from base 916 to 4737 and encodes 1273 amino acids. Gene Ontology annotation, molecular function: cadherin binding; calcium ion binding.